This is a messenger RNA of Serpula lacrymans var. lacrymans S7.9, 1658 nucleotides long. RefSeq lists its product as uncharacterized. Lineage: Eukaryota; Fungi; Basidiomycota; Agaricomycetes; Boletales; Serpulaceae. The coding region runs from base 1 to 1440 and encodes 479 amino acids. Gene Ontology annotation, molecular function: sphingosine-1-phosphate phosphatase activity. The record is from RefSeq and is a predicted model, not a curated record. The transcript has 8 exons. Gene Ontology annotation, cellular component: endoplasmic reticulum membrane.
AUGAGCCGAAAGUGCGAGAAAGUCCGGGAGAAGUUCAUUUCUUCUGAUACGUCUCCUGGUCAGCUAGCGCCUGAUCUAUACACAGCUACACUUCCGUGGUGGCGAGCUGCCAUUCGUACGAAAAUAUUGAAGACGGUGGAGCGAGAGAGUCACUUGAUAGCGCGGAUGCAGGAAUAUGUGCGCAGCCCGAAGCUCGACGCCUACUUCGUGUAUACUUCUUCGCUAGGCACCCAUACCUUUUUCAUGACCGCUCUGCCCAUCUUUUUCUUUUUCGCUGGUGAGAAGUUUGGUCGCGGGCUUCUAUUUGUUCUCGCCUUUGGCGUCUAUCUAUCCUCUGUCCUCAAGGACUUCAUCUGCUCUCCUCGUCCGUUCGCACCUCCUGUCACGCGAUUGACAAUCGGCACCCACCAUCUGGAGUAUGGCUUUCCCUCUACCCACUCCACUAAUAGUGUCUCUAUCGCCCUUUUUAUCUUCAGUCAUAUUUAUCAUUACUAUGUCUCGUCUUCGAUGUCCUCGAUCACCUUUUACACUUCAUGUGCUCUGCUUUUCGUGUACACGUUUAGCAUCGUAUUCGGUAGACUAUAUACAGCGAUGCACUCUUUCACAGACUGUGCAGUGGGUGUUCUCCUUGGCAUUUUUAUAUGGACCGUACACUGGGCAGCGGGCGAAUGGAUGGAACGAUGGUUAAAAGAGGGUGGCUGGAUUGUGCCACUGACCAUCAUCCCGUUUUGUCUACUCUUGGUAAACCAGCAUCCUCAGCCUGUUGAUGAUUGCCCCUGUUUCGAGGACGCUAUAGCAUUUAUCUCUGUUAUCAUGGGCGCAGCUCUUGCACAGUGGCAUAGAACGCAUUAUGGAAUGGACGAGGCCUUCUUCUCAACUGUGAUGGCCGGGAGCGAUGGGAAGACAUGGGAAGAGGUAUUCACGUGGUGGAGUAUCGCAGGAGCCAAGAUCGUAGUCGGUGUCUUGAUCAUCUUCGUUUGGCGCCUCGUUGCAAAAUCAGCAUUGCAUUUCAUUCUCCCUCCACUCUUCCGUGCUCUCGCUCUCUGCUUUACGCUCCCGAGUCGACGGUUUUACACGCCUGCGACUGACUACGAACAUGUGCCCAUGGAGACCGGACUCCAUCCAAUUCCAAGUGUCAUAGAUCUGCCAGGGCAGAUGGAGAUGUCGGGAUUGGGCGAGCCCUUUGGACGUAGACUGAAUAGUUUGAAACAGAGGAGACCUGGCAGGGGGCAAGAUAGAAGUGUCAGUAUGAGUGACAACGGGUUUGGGGACGAAGACGAAGUGGAAAAGAAUGGUGGAACAGUGGACGGGAAGGAAGUGAAGCACUACGAUGCUGACGUACUGACCAAGGUUGUAGUGUACGCUGGGAUCGCACUUCUUGCUACAGAGGGGGUACCCGUAAUGUUUGAGGUUAUAGGAUGGGGCGUCAGACCGUGGUAGGUACCGCAGCCUUGGUCGGAGAGGUAACAGGUCAGACUGCCAUAGGUCUACUGGAAAUUAUACGAUCAUAAGGUUAGGUAGUGCACUAAGUCCUGCUAAUAACAAGACAAGAGGACGAUCGACAAAAACUAUCAUUGAUUUCUCUCCUCUAUUCUAUAAUUGAAAGGUACCGACAUGUACAUAACGAACCUUUUAUAAAGUAUUAUCAAGCAGUUUAA